Molecule: messenger RNA, 894 nt
Organism: Bathycoccus prasinos
Lineage: Eukaryota; Viridiplantae; Chlorophyta; Mamiellophyceae; Mamiellales; Bathycoccaceae
Product: NAD-dependent epimerase/dehydratase
Exons: 2
Coding region: 1-894 (297 amino acids)
Source: RefSeq, a predicted model, not a curated record
AUGCUCUCUUCUUCUUCUUUGACUCGGUGCAUUACUCCCGUUCUGUCUUCUUCUUCUUCUUUUUCCUCCCGACGGAAUGGACUUCCAUCGUCAUCAUCAUCAUCACGCUUAGUAAAGAAGAAGAACAUAAGAAGAACACAAGUAACAAUAAAAUCCGAUUUGGAACCAGAUAACAUCUCCGUCCUCGUGGCUGGUGGAAGCGGAGUCGCCAUGGACGUGUUUCGGCAGAUGACCGCCGCCGGGACGUGGGUGACGGUGUUGCAAAGACACGAGGACAACAGGAAAGAGAUUGAAUCGGUGGGCGGAUUUUUAGUCAAAGGCGACGUGUUUGAUCCGAAAUCGGUGAAGAAAGCGUUGAACUUAGUCGAAGAGUACGACGCGGUGGUGUCCACGGUGGGCGGGACGCCGGCGGACCCGAAGGCGGAUUCGGAAGGGAACAUCGCGUUAAUCGACGCCUGCGUCGCGAAAGGCAUCAAGAAAUUUGUUUUGGUCACUUCUAUCGGUACCGGAGACUCGAAAUCUGCGCCGCCGCAAAACGUGUACGACGCGUUAGAACCGGUGUUGAUUGAAAAAGAGAAAGCGGAGGAACACUUGAAGAAAAUCGCAAAGGAGAAAGGGAUCGAUUUUGUCAUCGUUCGACCGGGUGGGUUAAAAUCGGAGCCGAGAACGAACACGGCGGUGUUGACAGAAAACACGAACGUGUGCGGUGCGAUUCACCGAGAAGAUGUGGCCGCGUUGACGAUGAUGUGCGUUCUGAAAGAUAAAGCCAACGGGAAGACGUUGAGCGCGGUGGAUAAAGCGCAGUUGUUCGAUCAACCGGAGUUUGAGGUGUUUAAUGUCGGAGACGGACCGUUGAGUCCGACGCAAGAAGCCACGGAAAACGCGUUGAAGUAA